Messenger RNA from Cynoglossus semilaevis (tongue sole), 2776 nucleotides. RefSeq names its product nucleoporin 88 (gene nup88). The record is from RefSeq and is a predicted model, not a curated record. Bases 20 to 2380 code for a protein of 786 amino acids. NCBI's taxonomy places the organism in Eukaryota, Metazoa, Chordata, Actinopteri, Pleuronectiformes, Cynoglossidae. Gene Ontology annotation, molecular function: structural constituent of nuclear pore. Gene Ontology annotation, cellular component: nuclear pore. Gene Ontology annotation, biological process: ribosomal small subunit export from nucleus; mRNA export from nucleus; protein import into nucleus. The transcript has a single exon.
UGUCAGCAUGCAGUGAGAAAUGCUCCAAGAUAAUUUUAUUUUCAUAAUUAUUUUGUCCUUCAGUGUUUCUGAAGGUCCGGCGUACACGACAACAAUGACUAAUAGUUUUGCCCAAGAUAUAGUUGAGCAACGCUCUGGUCCAGUAGGUGGCGCUAACACAUUUUUGUGUUGUUUACCAAUCGCUAAAAACAGAAAAAGAAAAAAAAGCAUACGGCGGGUCAAGAUGGCGGCGUUCAAUGUGGAGCGUUGGCUGGAGGACUUGCCAAACCAUGCAAUAUUCAGAAAAAUUCAGGAGAAGUCAGAUUCCCAAUACGAUAGAAAUUACGCGAGAAUUUCCAAGAAUCUUAUUUUCUGUUUGGGCGGAGACUUCUUCGUGUGGGACGACACGGACCGUAUGUUCUACACUACCAACCUGAGGCAGAUGAACUCGAACGAAAGCGGCAGCAGCGGGAACUUCCAGACCCUGAUGUGCAUCAACCCUCCUCUCUUCGAGGUAUGUCAAGUGUUGCUCAGUCCUGCUCAGCACCACGUCGCCCUAGUCGGCCACCGGGGCGUCUCCGUACUGGAACUGCCUCAGCGGUGGGGUAAGAGGUCCGAGUUCGAGGGCGGACGGAGCGAGAUUAACUGUAAAACCAUUUCCGUGGCGGAACGCUUCUUCACCAGCUCACAGUCAGUGAAACUUCGCCAGGCUGCGUGGUACCCCAGUGAGACAGAUGAGCCUCAUCUGGUGCUGCUAACGUCCGAUAACACCAUCAGAUUUUACGGUCUGAAAUCGCCCCACACUCCAACCAACGUUCUGUCAUUGUCACAAACGGAUGAGGACAUCAGCCUCCACCCUCCAGUCUGCUCCUAUGCAGCAUCUCUCGGUGAGAUUGCAGUUGCAUUCGACUUUGGGCCUAUGUUGUCUCCUCGAAAACAGGCAUUGAGGACCUCCAAAGACCAGCAGGUCUAUCCUUUGUACAUCCUUUAUGAAAAUGGGGAGACGUACAUAAGUUACACAAGCCGGGCCAGUGGUGUUAACAUCAAAAAACCUGUUGGACCCCUUCCCAUGUAUCCUGCUGCAGAGGACAACUAUGGAUAUGAUGCAUGUGCUAUUCUGUGCCUGCCGUGUGUUCCCAGCAUACUGGUGAUCUCCACAGAAACAGGUACACUGUAUCACUGUGUGGUGCUGGAGUCUGAAGAGGAGGAGGACACGCGGCCAGUGGAAAUGUGGAUCAGAGGCAGCGAAGCAGUGCCUGCACUUUAUGUUUUUGAGUGUGUUGAAUUGGAGCUGACUCUCAAAGUAGCUGCAAGCGAAGAGGAGGAGCAACAUGAAGUUGAUUUCACCUGCCCUAUCCGGCUUCACCAAGACCCCCUGUGUCAACACAGGUAUCACUGCACCCACGAGGCAGGAGUACACAGUGUUGGGUUAAUCUGGGUCAACAAGCUGCAGAAGUUCCUCCAUUCAAACGAGGAGGAUAAGGACAGUCUGCAGGAGCUGGCUGCUGAGAAGCGAUGCAUCGUUGAGCAUAUUCUGUGCACCAGGCCCCUCCUGACCAGUCAGUCUUCUCCUGUCCAUGGUUUUUUGAUUGUGUCUGAUCUCUCCCUGGGUGCCACCAUGAUCUGCAUCACCAGUACCUUUGAGUGUAUCCUGCUGCCACUGCUGAGCUCGAUUCGCCCAUCUUCACCCCCCCUGCUUUGUUCCCAUCCAGGCCCAGGCCCUGCUAGCUCCCCUCUUCGUGUGCUUGCAAACGACUCCUUUGAGCAGCACAUACGCAACAUCCUGGCGCGUAGCUCUACCAAUCCCCUUGUGCUGAAGGCUGGGGACAGAGAUACAUCACCGCCCCCACCGGAAUGUCUACAGCUCCUCAGCAGAGCCACGCAGGUGUUCCGGGAGGAGUACAUUCUCAAGCAGAAUAUGGCCCGAGAAGAAAUGCAGAAAAGAGUCAAACUCCUGACAGGCCAGAAGAACAAGCAGCUAGAGGAGCUUUCUCUGUGCAGAGAGGACAGGAAGAGUCUGACGGAGGCAGCAGAAAGACUGGCUGAUAAGUAUGAAGAUGCAAAAUACCGCCAGGAAACCAUCAUGAACAGGGUUAAAAAAGUGCUGGGCAGCCUGCAAAGCCAACUUCCCAAUCUGUCCAGCAGUGAGAAGGACAUGAAGAAAGAGCUGCAAACCAUCAGCGAUCAACUGAAGCACAUGGACAACUGCAUCAAACAGGUGAACAUGAAGAUGGAGUACCAGAAGAAACAAGUGGAGAAGGAUGUGCCGGGAGCCAGGGCGACUGUGUCACUUAAUGCCCACCAAAAAAAGGUUGUGCAGGAGGUCCUCAGAGAACAGGGACAGCAAAUCAGUGACAUGAUGAAGCAGAUAAAAGACAUCAAAAACCACUUCAGUUUCUAGACUCUGCUGAAAACACAUACAACUUAGGGAAAUGUUUGAAAUGUCCAUUUGUUAUUCUGUAACCACCUCAGUUGUGUUCAGUUCAAUUAACAAAACUCCUGUGCUUUGUUCAACAGGCAUUUAAAUGAACGGCCAUUUCAUGGACACUGAUAUAAUAAACAUUUUCAUUAGAAGUUUCUCAGAUUCUUUGUAGAGAUAAAGCAGUUUGUCAUAAUGUAGACCAAUGCUUUUAACCUCUUUUUUUGCCAAGGUUUAAUUUUUUUGGUGUGUGAUUUAUAUUUGCCAGGUGUGGUCUCAUAUUUUGUGAUAAAACAACAGAUAUUUUUUCAUGAUUUGGUAUUGUUUUAGAUAAAUAAACAAAUGUACUUAUAAUAAACAUUAAAGGACUCAAGAUAA